CCAAUUUGUUCAUUCCCAAAAAACGUACGCGCAGACAAAUACACGCAGUGUGUGUGCGCACACACACACACAAUACACGCACAUAAACACACACCAUAUACCAUACAUCUUCCGCCCAAGAACGCAUUCAUACAGAGUUAUGCAUUUCUCGUGAUCUGUGCGUAAGCCUGUGUGAUUAUUCUUCUUAAUCUUGGGGGUUGUUCUUGGUGGUCUGGUCCAAUCAUUCCCGCUUUUUUGUUUACCAAAACCCUCUCUUUUUGAUCACUCUGCAUUAUCUUUCUUGGAUCUGCAGAAGAAAAGAGAGAAAGAGAUGGGAACCCAUUUUCAGUGUGUGUGUAUUUUGCUGAAAAGAGAGUGAAAGUCCCGACUUUGAACCCUGCUUUAUUGGGAAAUUCGUAUGGGAAAAGCCCGUCAGGAUUUGGCAGCUUUCUGGGGUGAAUUCUCGAGUGUUUGAUUUUUGGAGUGGGGUUCCCAGGGGUGAAGUAAGAGUUUGUUUAUUGCAAAGACCUUUUAAUCUGAUGCUAAAACAAGCUUCCAGCAAAAUGGACAAAGACUUCUGACAGAAAUGGAUCCUCAAGCUUUUAUUAGGUUGUCAAUUGGGUCUUUGGGGAUUAGAAUUCCCGGGACAGCUCCUACUGCCGCAAAAUCUGGUAUUACUGCAUUCUCUUCUCCAUGUGUAUGUGAGAUUCGUCUUCGUGGCUUCCCUGUCCAGACAACACCAAUCCCCUUUAUAUCAUCUCCUGAAGCAACUCCUAAUUCUCACAGUGUUGCCUCAAGCUUUUAUCUCGAAGAGUCAGACUUGAAAGCCUUGUUGGCACCUGGAUGUUUCUAUGCCUCUCAUGCAUGUCUGGAGAUAGUGGUCUUUACAGGGAGGAAGGGCAGCCACUGCGGUGUUGGUACCAAAAGGCAGCAGAUUGGAGCAUUUAAAUUGAAUGUAGGUCCUGAAUGGGGCGAAGGAAAACCGGUUAUUCUUUUCAGUGGCUGGAUUGGCAUUGGCAAAAACAGGCAGGAGAGUGGAAAACCAGGGGCAGAGCUUCAUUUAAGGGUGAAGCUAGACCCUGAUCCAAGAUACGUGUUCCAAUUUGAAGAUGAGACUAAAUUAAGUCCACAAGUUGUUCAGCUUCAAGGCACCGUCAAGCAGCCCAUUUUCAGCUGCAAGUUUAGUCGGGACAGGGUAUCCCAGGUAGAUCCACUUAGCUCCUUCUGGUCAAGUUCAGGUGAUGGUUCCUACCAGGAUAUCGAGAGGAGAGAAAGGAAGGGGUGGAAGGUUAAGAUACAUGAUCUCUCUGGCUCGGCUGUUGCAGCAGCAUUCAUAACAACUCCUUUUGUUCCAUCAUCAGGUUGUGAUUGGGUUGCCAAAUCCAACCCAGGAGCCUGGUUGAUUGUCCGCCCUGAUGCAUGCAGGCCUGAGAGCUGGCAGCCAUGGGGAAAGCUCGAAGUAUGGCGUGAACGAGGAAUUCGAGAUUCUAUUUGCUUCCGCUUUCAUGUUUUCUCCGACGGACAGGAGGGUGGUGAAUUCCUCAUGUCCGAGUUAUUGAUCAAUGCGGAAAAGGGUGGGGAGUUCUUUAUAGAUACCGACCGCCAGAUUCGUGGUGCAGCAACUCCAGUGCCUAGUCCACAGAGCAGUGGAGAUUUUGCGGCACUGAGCCCGGUUACCGGUGGGUUUGUUAUGAGCUGUAGAGUGCAAGGGGAAGGCAAAUGCAGCAAGCCCCUGGUGCAGCUAGCCAUGAGACAUGUGACGUGUGUGGAGGAUGCAGCCAUUUUUAUGGCUCUUGCAGCUGCCGUUGAUCUUAGCAUUGAAGCUUGCAGACCUUUCCGUAGGAAGAUGCGAAUAGGCAGUCGUCAUUCUUGGUGAUACAUGCAUCUGAGAACAGUUGUUUUCUUGAGCCAAGAAUAGCUCCCUUUCAGAUUUUCCCCUAUUGUUGUAAGACAUUUUUGUACAGAAUGAACUUGGAUGUGCAAUUUGGAUUCUGGGCAACCCCAGUUGACGA
Sesamum indicum (sesame) is the source of this 1991-nucleotide messenger RNA. RefSeq names its product nuclear factor 1 A-type protein (DUF1005) (gene ASG1). The record is from RefSeq and is a predicted model, not a curated record. NCBI's taxonomy places the organism in Eukaryota, Viridiplantae, Streptophyta, Magnoliopsida, Lamiales, Pedaliaceae.